Vigna radiata var. radiata (mung bean) is the source of this 2519-nucleotide messenger RNA. RefSeq lists its product as uncharacterized. The record is from RefSeq and is a predicted model, not a curated record. NCBI's taxonomy places the organism in Eukaryota, Viridiplantae, Streptophyta, Magnoliopsida, Fabales, Fabaceae. Bases 1036 to 1794 code for a protein of 252 amino acids. The transcript has 3 exons.
UCUGACAAGGACGUCAGCUCGCCGAGUUGGGUAGUGUCAACUUGUGACUCAAGCGAGGGCAUUAUGGUGGUGGAAUAAUACUGUGGAUUCUCUGGGUUGGGCUAUGAUGGCAAAAUGUUGGCCUGCCCACUCCAAGUUGGGAGCUGACCCAUGGGGCCUGGGCGAAGGCCUGGGUCUCUAGAGUCCUAAAGUGGAGGACACAGCGUCAGGCUGGUUUCACAGAGCAGCGAAAACCUCUCUCUCCUAACAGUGGAGGGAUAACAGGCUGCUGCAAUUAUGGUCUGUGUUGUGUAUGCCCAGGGAGCCUGGAUUAGACCACCACCUUUUUUUUACAUCUAUGAACCUUAUAGGUUUAUGUGUUGUAUCUUCUGCUAUAUGGUUUGUACAUUUCAUUCAUUCUUUCAUUCUUUGUUUUUUUUAGAAACUCCCAUCUCGGGGGGCUUUUGCAUUGGUUCCUAGUCUGUCCUACAACAUAUACUAAUCUAGCUUUUGUGUUUGGUGAAGUGAGUGUACGAUCUGUUGUAUUAAUGUUGGACUUUUGGGGAGAUGAAACAGAUACUUAAUUGCCAGUUCAACAAAUUGUGUUAGUUUCUUUUGUUUUUUGCUAAGCUUGUAUCCUUUUUGCAGAGCAAAGUUUGUAGCCUAUUCUACAUAUACCAUGGGAAGCAUAGGAGUAAUUGGAGACAAGUGGGGGACAUGACAAUUCUUUGGGCUUCUGCUAUUGGAAGUGCUCCAGGAAGUAUUUUCAACCCUUGGGCUUGUGCUAUUUCUCAUUAAAACUUUGUUCAAUUACAAUCUUCUUUUCAUAACUACAAUUGUCUGGGCCUGUAUACGGAGAACAGAGGAUGCUGGCUGAAGAGCUAACUAAGGGCAACACAGAUUUUCUGAAAGGUGUUUCUCCUUAUGAUUUCCUAAAAGACUUUUUCCUAGUCAACUUUCUGUUCCACUGUUGACAUUUCUGUUGUGGGAACUUAUAAGAAAACACGCAAAGAACUUUCAAAAUCCAUUUGUUGUGUCGGCUGAAGUUUGGGAGAAAUGAUGGAGGAUUCCACAAGUGGUGGCCAUCACAACGAAAGAAAAAGAAGCAGUGACAGCAAUGCUUUCGCCAAGUUUCUUCCUUUUUCUCCACCAUUGGAAGACGAUCCUGAAUCACACGAAGCUAAAUUUGGUGGUCUCCAGGACCAUGGCCACAAGAGAUUCAAACCAAAUUCUCAAGCUCCUUUCUUGAAAACCACUACCACCGAUUUAACACCUUCUUCUCAUCUUCCCAAACAAAACAUUGACACAAAGGAAACAUUGGACUUCUCCUCUCCAUCAACUUCCAUUAGGCAUUCAACUAGUGGUGGACCAUCACCACAAUCAAUUGGUAGCAAGUCAUCACUCACUGAGUACGUGGAGAAUGAUGGCAAAAUUUGCAGAACAGUCUCACAUAGUUGCAACUGGAAAGAAGACAAGAAUCAGAGUGAGCUAGAAUUAGUGAUGUCUAUGGCAGCUGAGGAACUGUCAGGGAGGCCUAGAACCGGGGGCAUAUACAAAGCAAUUGCGAGUCAACGCGAGUGCACUGUGAAACGUUUGAAAGAUUUGUCAAACAAAGAGCCUACAAUAGAUGUUGGACUUGAGAUGGGUGAUGGAGCACAUCUUUUGAAGCUCAUGAGCUUCUCUAGCAGUGAGAUCGAGAUGGCAGGGCAAAAGGGUCGCAAAGGAGCUAUGUUGUUGAUUCAAGCAGAGAUCCUUCGUAAGAAGGGACAGGAACUCAUUGCUGAAUGCCAGAACUUGCUCCAAGAUGCAUUGUAACUUUAGGAAUUUGGAGGCUAUUAAGGUUCUAUGUGUGGCUGUGGGGAAGAUUAAAAGUUCAGAUCUUUCAAACUUUUUCUUCUAUAUGUCUACCGGAUAUUGAAGACUUUGUCACUGGCAUGUUUAUUGACAUACUUAAAAAUUAUAAAAAACACAAUGUUACAGUAAUAUGCGAUCAAUUUGAGCAAACUUUAAAGGGUUUAAAAUAUACUGAGGAAAAGGGUGUAUAGGUACUUGAAUUUGCUCCAAUAAUUGAAACUCAACUCAGUACCACGUCACAAGAAAUAGCAACAGUGAGUGUGAAAGCUGAUAUGAAAAAUUGCUCAGUCUGCUACAUUACUGUACUAGUUAAUGUGGCCAACAAAGUAUUGUCGUUGAUACUUUUGAUGACACUAUCUUUAGCUUAUCUUUAUGCAUGUGCUACCCAACUGCUACUGACUAACGCUGUUUGCAAGAAAUCUAGAUCAGUAAUUGCAUAUUUAUUGUCUACUAAAACAAUUUCUUAGCUGAUAUUGUGAACACUAUUUCAUUUGUUUUUUCCUGCCAAUUUUCUUCUCUAGUCUUAACCAGGGUUGGCAUAGCAGAUGUUCCUCACGUGGUUGAAGAUUAAUGUGGUUCACGGUCUCUUUGGAGUACCCAUAGGGAUUGGAGAUUGUGCACGACGAAUAAGUCUAAGAAUGUGAAAAUAUUAAACCGACUUUAACAAAAUCACGUUAUAAAAAUGG